Porites evermanni is the source of this 2109-nucleotide messenger RNA. The record is from the annotation of a GenBank genome assembly. Lineage: Eukaryota; Metazoa; Cnidaria; Anthozoa; Scleractinia; Poritidae.
AUGGCAACUUCACCUUCGAUUCCAUUGUCGUCGAGCGACUCUGGUUCAGGAUCUGUUUUCGACACGUCGGAAGAAAAGACGAACGGCACUAGAUUGGCACGAUUACUGGUCGAUGGAGGAACUCACGUUUUAAGAAAGUUUUUAGAUUCUGUUUAUCCUGAGCCAAAAUUACUUGCUAAAGGGUUGAACAAGAACUCUGUAAAGUUUCAACAUCUCAAGUCAAAACGCGUGAUAUCGGACCAUCAGUGGCAAAAGUUAUUUCCGCCUUCCGGUCUACCGGCGGACUCGAAGGAGUUUGAUAUAACACUUUUACAUUUGUUGAUUAGAGAAAUCUGUUAUCUACCUGUACCACUAACAGGCUGGCAUAAAAUGCCUGCUGAUGAUGACCAAAGCUUGGAGGCAAACAUCGCCAGAAUCAAAUGCUUCCGAAAUGAGCUAUGUCACAAUGUUUCAACAGGCAUUCCUAAUGAGGAGUUCGAAGACAAAUGGAAUACAAUAACUUCGUCUUUAGAAGCGAUUAAAAUUGGCGUCUACCGAAAAAAAAUUCAGGCUCUCAAGAAUGAUUCGAUUGACCAUAAAACCCACAAAAGGGUGGAGGAAGAAGUCGAGAAGUGGCAACAAUUUCAAGAGCUAGAAGAUAUUAAGCCAAUUUCUCAACUUGACAGCUAUUUUCCGGAUAUUCUGCCACACGAGCGCAUGUUUGGUCGUCCACAAGAGUUACAGGAGGUCGUAAAAUGCAUUGAAGGUGGAACAGUUUCUGUAGUGCUGAUAACCGGGGGUCCAGGAUUUGGUAAAACAACUUUGGCCAAGGCAGUUGCCCAUGAGCUUGCAAAAUCCGAUAAUACGAGAAAAGUGUUAUUUUGCCGUUUGCUUUCGAAGAAAACGUUCAACGAAGUGGCCAUUGAAAUGAUUCACUCCUGUGGAAAGAGUUAUGCACAGCCUCCCCAAUAUCCGGACCAGUGGCUCAAGGACUGGAGCAGACAGAUCCCAGUGCAAGUCACUUUUGUUCUCGAUAAUGCAGAUGAUAUCCUGGAAUCAAACCAAAAAUCUUCCUUCUUAGACAUCUUGUGUGAGAUGGCGCAGUUAUCCGAGAAAAAGCUGACAUUUGUGAUUACUUCCAGAGAACAAUUCAAAGCACGAGAUCUGCUGUCGAAGGAGGUCGUGUUAGCCUCGUUAUCGACGGAUCAGGCGAAGAAAGUCCUUAUCUCCCGCGUAAGCGAUAAAGAAAUUGGCGAGAAUCUUUCCAAAACAGAGGAAAUAGUAAAGCUGUGUGGCCGUGUUCCUUUGGCUCUUUGCAUUGUUGGGUCACUUCUUUCAGACUACACGGAGGAGAGGCUUGUUAAUGACCUUGAGAAGGAACCUAUGAAGCUGCUGGAUGAUGGAAAUGAGUCAAUUGAAAGGGUCAUCAAAACGUCUUUUGAUCUUUUGUCUAAAGAUAAGCAGGAUUCCUUGGUCCUAAUGUCAGUCUACCCGGGAUCAUUUGAUAGCGAUGCUGCCGUGGCUGUGAUAUCAAAAGCUUGUUCAGAAUCUGGGACCCUGCCCGUUUCUGUCCUGCGCUGCUUAAAGAAGAGCUCUCUUGUUGAGCAACCAAGUUCACGAAGAUAUCAACUGCAUCCUCUUCUUCGCGCCUUUGGCCAAGCCAAUGAUCCACGACAAGUUUUAGUCGGGGCAGAAAAACUGGCCUGUUCUCACUUCAUUUCUCUUCUUGUUCAGAACGCAACGAAGUUCUGGAGCAAGGACCAAUGCAAAGCAGCUAUCGACUUGUUCAGUGAAGACAGACACAACUUCGAGUAUUUCCUUCAAGUAUACGCCAAAGCAGCCGAGACCCUUGAGUGUUGCAAGGAGUUCCAACACAAUUUUCUCCAGAAUUGCAUGUAUUUGGAGAAGUGUCUUUCACCGUCAUUCUAUACUGUCUUUGUGGAAGCGUUAUUGUCGUAUACUGAGCCCAAAACUCAACCAGUGCGUGCUGCAGAACUCUUGUGUCUUCGAGGACAUGAGAAAAGAAAAGUUGGAGACAAGGAAAAUGACUACCAGGUGGACAUGGAAGAAGCAUAUAAUCUGUACUCUGAGAACGGUGGUAAAUUCGAGACAAACACAAUGUCGGCAGUC